GUAUCUCUGUCAAUCGCCUAGCUGCUCUUCCCAUUUAUGAACCUUGCUGCAGGGUACCAACGUCGGGCGCUGCUCCGAGUGCGCUCCGAGUGCGCUCCGAGCUGAUGGCGGCGAUCUAUGACAAGACGCUGCGGUGGAGGGACAGCAGGUUGCAGCUCUGUUACCAAGUUGGGGAACGGUGCCAAAUGAGCUGCAGAUACGGGUAAGAUUAUGAACAUGAUGUGGACAGAAGCGGAGCAGAUGUCCACCAUGACUUCGCGACUGUACAUCCUCUAUGGCUCUCCUAUCCAGAUCGUGGUCGGGGUGAUCUUCCUGUACCAGAUCCUCGGCUGGAGUGCAUUUGCCGGCUUAGUGGUGUUCCUCGCCAGCUGGCGGCUGAACAAGUUCUUCUCGCAAUGAGGCACGGCGAUCAGCCGCGCGCGGUCGCAGGCGGCGGACGAGCGCAUGGGCCUGGUCAGCGAGCUUGUCGUGUCGAUCGAAUUCGUGAAGUUCUUCGCGUGGGAGUCUAAAUGGACGGCAAAGUUGUUGGCAGCGAGAGAGGCAGAGCUCCAGUGGCAUGCUAAACUACGCCUGAACUCCAUCAUGUUCACCACUCUGUUUAUCUCCGUGCCCAUCUCUCUCAAAGCUUUUACGGUCUAUGCCUUCCGUGCUUCCUGCCCCAUUCGCUGACGGACACAGGCUAUCGCGUUGUUCGGCACAAUCAGACAGACGAUCAGCACCUUCCCCGGGUUCAUCGUAGAACUGAUCCAAGCUCGCGUGGGCUUGAACUGGAUUGCAAACUACCUGGGCGAAGAGCAAGUCUCUGACCAAGGUCCACCCGUUCUGGCCCGAAUACGAGUCGCUGAUUGUCUCCACGUGGUUUCCUCUCUCGAAAGGAAUGUUAUUGUCCCUUCAACCGGUGCGAGCGGGGACUGGGUCUGGUCCACGCUACUCUGCUCUGCAGCAGUGGAUCGACCAAUGCACAGCAGCGGUUCGCGCCUAUUAGUAGUAGCUAUCCCUGUGCUGAUAUGACAGCCCAUUGGAAACGCGGUCGGUGAACAAUUUUUAGUAAUAAAAAAUGUCAAAAAAU
Mycena citricolor is the source of this 1069-nucleotide messenger RNA. The record is from the annotation of a GenBank genome assembly. NCBI's taxonomy places the organism in Eukaryota, Fungi, Basidiomycota, Agaricomycetes, Agaricales, Mycenaceae.